AUGAUUGUAAAUAUCAUAAAACUUUUAAUAAAAGGAAUUUUCAAAUAUAUACUUCCUAUUCUCUUUACUUUAUUCAUUAUUUAUUAAUGGCCAAAUCUGAAUGCUAAUUAGGCAAGAAUAUUACUGAGUAUUUAUGUAUUGUUGAUUGUAAGAGUGGAGAAUUGUUUUGCAUUUUAUAGGUCUUCUAUUUAUUAUAUGUAGAUUUUAUAAACAGAAAAGUAUAUUUGAAUAUGAAAUGACAAUUUUUUUGUCAACUGUGAAAGUUGUAAAUUCAUUCUAAGUAUAAACUUCUAAUGGAUCAAUAUAUAUAAUAGUAUAAAUAAAAUAUAAAAUUAUAUAUUAAUUGAUUAAACAAUACAAUAUACAAUUAAUAGAUUUGUGAAUGGAUAUUCGAUUUAUUUUUACUAUGUAAUGCUCUUUGUUAUGCAAUCUCUUUUUUUACUAUUAUCAUCUUUGUAUUUAUUAUGAUAUUUGGACUUAUCAGAGGAAACUUCCCUUCUUUCAAUCUCGGCUUAUCUCCAGAAGAGUUAUAAAAAUUAACUAGAAAACCAUGGAUUGAAUAUUAAGUAAUAUACUAAGAAGAUUGUCCUAUAUGUUUAUGUUAAUUAGAAUAAAUGGAAAUUGUGGCCUAAUUGCCUAAAUGUAAUCAUUAUUUUCAUGAUACUUGUAUUGAUGAAUGGCUUAAUGAAAAACCUUUAUGUCCAUCUUGUAGAAAUAAUGUGAGAAUGGCAUUACUAAAUGAUUGA
This is a messenger RNA of Paramecium pentaurelia, 746 nucleotides long. NCBI's taxonomy places the organism in Eukaryota, Ciliophora, Oligohymenophorea, Peniculida, Parameciidae. The record is from the annotation of a GenBank genome assembly.